CACCAUGCCCACUUCCACGCCGUCCAUGUCCCCGCUGCGCUGCAGCUCGUGGCGACGACAAAUCAUUCGAUUGAAACCGGGAGAAGGCUGACAAGAUGUCGUCGACUUCCCAGCGGGUGCUGGACUAUCUAGAACAGCAACCAGGCACGACUUUUACGAAACUCUACCAGCAACCAUCGACUGCCUUGGCCGUGUUCCGUCGCAUGCUGCCUCACAUGGCCAAAGUCCUCGUCAUGGCUCUGCUGUAUACACAUGCUCCUACCCCCGUCACGGAUAUCGACAUGUUAUUCAAGACUGGAUCGGACACCCAGCAGGUCAAAGAUCGCGCUCUGAGCAUCCUACAACGGCUGAGGAUUUUGGUUGAAGAGGUGGAAUCUAUGCGAUCGGUGUACAAGCUUUCACCGGCUUUCGCGCGGAGUCUCCGGCAGGCUUUGACGGGUGGUGGGAAGGACCAUCGAUCGUUCGGUGUACCGAGUUCUACGCCGGAUAAGACUGUGGUCACUCUGGAUUACCUCGAUACCUUUGCGCGGCAACAAUGGGAGUCGAUUCUGUACUACGUUGUAGGGAGCGCCGGGGGCCAACUUGCAGGUGGCAGUCGACAAGCUCCGGUCUCGAGUGGGACGGCGUCGUUGUUGGCGCAGGGCAAGUUCGUCUCUGUGCGUGGUAACACCCGGGCCAUCACACAAGCGGGCUUCACGUUUCUCUUGCAGGAGGUGAAUGCUCAGGUCUGGAUGCUUCUGAUUGUCUAUUUAGAAGUAUCACCGCAGUUACAAAUGGAUCCCGUCGACGUCCUAGCAUUUCUGUUCACUUUAGGCUCAUUAGAGCUCGGAGUCUCCUACAGCACGUCCAACCUCACGCCCACACAACAACGCCUCCUCGAGGAUCUCUCGGACUUCGGACUCGUCUACCGUCGUCCCUCCGACUCAACGCGAUACUACCCAACCCGCCUCGCCACGACUCUGACCUCCGACGCCCCCGCCCUCCCCAACAACACGCUCGUCACCACGGCCACGAAAUCCUCCGCGCCGCUCGACACCCUGGCCGCGUCCGCCAACGACCGCGGCUACAUCCUGCUCGAGACCAACUACCGCUUCUACGCCUACACCUCGUCCCCGCUGCCCAUCUCGAUCCUCUCCCUCUUCGCCACGCUGCACACCCGCUACCCGAACCUGAUCACGGGCAAGAUCACCAAGACGUCGGUGCAGUCCGCGAUCGGCAUGGGGAUCACGUCGGCGCAGAUCAUCGCGUACCUGAGCGUGCACGCGCACCCGCUGCUCCGCGCGCAGGCGUCGCAGCACGGCAGCCCGAUCCUGCCGCCGACGGUCGUCGACCAGAUCCGGCUGUGGCAGAUCGAGGGCGAGCGCAUGACGACCUGGCAGGGCUUCCUGAUCAAGGACCUCGCGACCGAGGAGGACUACGAGAAGGCGGUGGCCUACGCCGAGGCGCUGGGCGUGCUGCGCAAGGAGUUCCGCGCCAAGCGCAUGUUCUUCGUCACCCGCAUGGAGCAGAUGGGCACGUACUUCAAGAGCGUCGCCGCGAGGAAGAAGCAGGAGGCCGCCGCGAGGGAGGUCGCGGCGAGGGAGGCGGCGAAGAAGGAGGUCGGGUUGUGAUGCGAAUUAGGAGGGGGCAGGGGCGUUUGUUUAUUCUUGGGGGUUGUUUCUCUUGUCACGGUCGUGUGUGCACUAGAGGGGGUGAUUUUUCUGGUGUGCAAAUAGAGACGAAAUUUAUUCAUAGGGGGGUACACGAAAGAAAUGUAUUGAUAUUGUACUUUUUGGGGGCCUGUGUCGAUCGCAUCUGCUACUACUGCUGCUACUACUGCUGCUGCCUCCAGUCCAUCUUCACGUC
This is a messenger RNA of Dissoconium aciculare CBS 342.82, 1845 nucleotides long. Its product is annotated as transcription factor Tfb2. Gene Ontology annotation, biological process: nucleotide-excision repair. The transcript is spliced from 2 exons. Gene Ontology annotation, molecular function: ATPase activator activity; double-stranded DNA binding. Gene Ontology annotation, cellular component: transcription factor TFIIH holo complex; transcription factor TFIIH core complex. The record is from RefSeq and is a predicted model, not a curated record. The coding region runs from base 96 to 1610 and encodes 504 amino acids. NCBI's taxonomy places the organism in Eukaryota, Fungi, Ascomycota, Dothideomycetes, Mycosphaerellales, Dissoconiaceae.